Pygoscelis adeliae (Adelie penguin) is the source of this 2331-nucleotide messenger RNA. It is a transcript of the gene BAIAP2L1, whose product is annotated as BAI1-associated protein 2-like 1. Gene Ontology annotation, cellular component: cytosol; nucleoplasm. Bases 157 to 1623 code for a protein of 488 amino acids. Gene Ontology annotation, molecular function: protein binding. The transcript has 13 exons. Lineage: Eukaryota; Metazoa; Chordata; Aves; Sphenisciformes; Spheniscidae. The record is from RefSeq and is a predicted model, not a curated record. Gene Ontology annotation, biological process: actin filament bundle assembly; actin crosslink formation; positive regulation of actin filament polymerization.
GUCUUCUGUUUUUCAUCCAUCCAUGGAUUUUUCAGAUGUAUGCUUUACAUAAGAAACAUAAAACUAGACCUGAGUGACACUGAGAUAAAUACUUUCAUCCACUGUUGAAUUGCCUUGGCUAUAACACAAAUUUUGUUUUCUGUUCACUAGAAUGUUAUGGAACAGUUCAAUCCAGGACUGAGGAAUUUAAUAAAUCUGGGGAAGAAUUAUGAAAAAGCUGUUAAUGCUAUGGUAGUGGCUGGAAGAGCAUAUUAUGAUAGCCUUGCAAAGAUUGGGGAUAUAUCAGCUGAUUCUCCAGUUUCUAAAGAAUUAGGCCAAGUUCUCAUAGAAAUUUCAAGAACACACAAGAAACUUAAUGACAGUCUAGAGGAAAGUUUCAAAAAAUUUCAUAAAGAAAUUAUAUCUGAACUGGAGAAGAAAACAGACCUGGAUGUAAAAUAUAUGAAUGCAACUUUAAAGAGGUACCAAACUGAACACAGAAGCAAAUUAGAUUCUUUAGAGAAGUCUCAGGCUGAGCUGAAAAAAAUCAGAAGGAAAAGCCAAGGAGCACGAAAUGUAAUGAAAUAUGAGCACAAAGAAAUGGAGUAUUUGGAAACUGUGAGCUCUCGACAGAGUGAUAUUCAGAGAUUUAUUGCAGAAGGCUGCAGAGAAGCUCUCCUUGAAGAAAAAAGAAGAUUCUGUUUUCUGGUUGACAAGCACUGCAGCUUUACCCAGCACAUGCACUUCUAUCACAUUCAGUGCGCGGACUUCCUAAAAUCCAAGCUACCUGGGUGGCAGGAAAUCUGUAGCGAUGCCACCAAAGUGCCUGAAAAAGUCAAAAUGAUGAUAGAUGAAAUAAGGACACCUGGUUCCACUCCAGUAUCAGGAACUCCACAGCCUUCACCAAUGAUAGAGAGAAAUACCAUGAUUGGAAGUGAUUUUUAUCCUCAUAAUGAAAAUACAUCAAAGGUGCCCCCUGCUCCUACAGGUAGGGCGUACACCAGUCCACUGGUUGAUAUGUUUAACAAUCCUGCAAUGGUUCCAAAGACAUCUUCUGAAAAACUAAAUAAUUCAGCAGAGAAUUCAGAUGAUGCCAGUUUAUCGCGUUCAACUUCUGUUGCCACAGGGCUAAAUAUAAUGAAAAGGCAAAAAGUAAAGACAAUCUUCCCACAUACUGCUGGAAGUAACAAGACGUUGCUUAGCUUUGCACAGGGGGAUAUCAUCACACUUCUUGUAGCUGAAGAAAAGGACGGCUGGCUUUACGGGGAACAUGACACAACUAAAGUAAAAGGAUGGUUUCCAUCAUCAUAUACUAGACCACUGGAAGAACCAGCGGAAGAAAAAGUGUUUGUUCCAGUGCCAAGCCCUGCACCAAUCCGAAGUAUUAGUUCUGUAAACCUUGUGGAAAAAGGUGAUGUUGUCCUCCCACCGCCAGACUAUCUGGGGUCUUUGCAAACAGAUAAAAGAAUGGAAUCUUCCAAAGGUACUACUGUUAAAACACCAACUGACAGACCAGAAAACACAGGUCUGAAACCUGAUAUGAAUGGCAUUAUAAAACCGCCUUUUCUAAGUGGAGAAAAUCCUUUUGCAACUGUGAAACUCAGACCAACAGUAACAAAUGACAGAUCAGCACCAAUUAUUUGAUGAAUAUAUGGUCCAUACACAUGUACUCCCUCCUUAUAAACACCACUUUCAGUAAUGACAAUUACUGUCUAAACUUGUUCUAAAAAUUUAUUUAAAUGUAAUUACUGUACAAUAGAAGCAUACUGGAAUGGAUUUCUGAUUUUUUUUAAAACCUGUACCUUCUAAUGAGGUAAUUGCUUUGGGCUAGUGUUUGAGCAUUCUGGCUUGAUUUUACAGUAUGCCUUUUUUUGUAGUAGGAAUUGUGAAAAUACUGGAGAUAGGUUGGAUACGCUAGGAAACCAGUGUAACUAAUAGCUCACAAAUCUGAAUCUUUGGCAUUCAUUAUUUGGAAACUGCAAUGAUAAGUUCUAGAAUAUAAGCCUGCAUAUGCCACUUACUAAAUAAGAAAAAGAUUAUUUUUUUUUCCAAACAGAACAAUGUAACAACUGCCUUAUUCCAGAAUAGAGAAUUGCCUGUAUAAAGUGAUUAUAUGUUAUUUUGUUUAAGACAGACACCCUAGGUUAUAAAUAAAUAUUUAUCCUUUAAGAAUAGACAACUUGUAAUGCUUUUGCUUAAUGUUCAGAUACAAAUUUUCAAGUGUUAACCCUAUUAAGUCUAAUGUACUGUCAACACAUUCUUCAAUUAUAACUUUUUCUUUAAAACAUGUUGUCAAACUUUAGUCUUACAAAAAGUCAUAAUAAAACAGUGCCAUGAUUUUUUCCUCAAAUG